GCAUUGGCCAAAACAAGCAUUGCAUCACUCCUCUUUUUUCUUCUUCUGUUCUUUCCUUACUUACUGCAACGUCUCAAUGUCAAUGUCGCAGAGUGGUGGUGGUGGUGGUUAUGGCGGAUCGAGCGGGUACUCGCACACCCGAACGACCUUCCGCCAAGACCAGGGCUUCUUCUCGCGCGUCGGCAACAGUCUCGGUGGCAUUGUGUUUGGAACGCUUCUCAUUGCAGGGGCCUGUUUCUUGCUGUUCUGGAAUGAAGGCAACACGGUCCACAUGGCUCAAGCGCUGGACGAGGGACUUCGCAAGGUGGUCGCGCUCGCGUCAUCGGAACGCGAAUCCACGCAUACGGACGGCAGCCUCGUCUACCUGACAGGCUUGCUCCAUGCUGCCAGUAACGUCGCGGAUGCUGCAUUCGGAAUCUCGAUUCAAGCUGCCCGCUUGGAACGGACGGUUGAAAUGUACCAGUGGGUGGAGACGACCACGACGCAUCGGUUCAACGAGCCUGGCGGUACGCGCGAGGAGAUCUCAUACUACUAUGAGAAACACUGGCGGUCGGAUUUGGUGUCCCAUCGCACCUUUGACAAUCCGUUCGGUCAUGAGAACCCUAGCGAUUUUGCCUUCCCGUCUCGCUCGUUCACUGCUGACAAAGUUGCCGUUGGUCGCUACCAGCUAUCCUCCUCGUUGAUUGACCAGAUUGUGGACUGGCAUACUGUCGACCUGACGCACCACACCCAAAUUCCCUCCACGAAUGGCAAAAGCGUCUUCGUCCAGGAUGGCUCGUUGUACAUUGUUCAGCACCGUGGCGAUCUUCAGGCUGGUGAUCUUCGCAUCCGCUUCCGCUAUGCAGGCAACACGGACAAGCACGCCUCCCCUUCCAGCGUCAGCGUCAUUGCACGCCAGAGUGGAAAACGUCUCGAACCCUACCUGUCGCAUGGACACACUCUGGAAUUCUUGGUUUCCGGCGUUCGUAGCGCCGAGGACAUCCUCUCGGCCGAGCAAGCCAAAAAUGUUGUGCAGUCGUGGGCCUUCCGCUUUGUGGGCUGGCUGCUCAUGUUCUUUGGCUUUGCCGCCGCGACAAGCAUUGUUGGGGUCCUUGUUGAUUGGAUUCCGAUCGUGCGCACGAUUGUCGGCUUCGGUGUGCUUCUGAUCAACUUGACGCUGGCGACCUCGUUGUCGUUCGUGGUGAUUGCCCUGGGUUGGAUUCGCUACCGUCCGUUGGUUGGCGGUUUGCUUUUGCUGCUUGCCAUUGGUAUUCCAUUCGUCUUGGGGAAAAUGCGCGGCCCCAAGACUGUCCAGCCGCAGCAGCAGCAGCCGUACCAACAGGCCCCGCAAGCCCAGCAGUUCCAGCCGCCGAAAUACGAAUGAGGCUCAGAAAAGCCGUUUGUGUGCAAGCAUGGCUGAUUGAUGGUGUUCCGUCCAGGCAAAUGAAACUUGUGCCCAAAUCAAACAUGCUGUUCGUCAGGCAUGUAAUAAACUAGCGUGCUGGUGCAGUUUUGGAGGCUGUCACAAGUGGUCGAAAUGAUGACACCCAAUCCAACGAAUGCUGGUCACCGGAACCAAACAACAACUAA
Capsaspora owczarzaki ATCC 30864 is the source of this 1569-nucleotide messenger RNA. RefSeq lists its product as hypothetical. The record is from RefSeq and is a predicted model, not a curated record. The coding region runs from base 77 to 1363 and encodes 428 amino acids. Gene Ontology annotation, biological process: nuclear membrane organization. Gene Ontology annotation, cellular component: nuclear inner membrane. The transcript is spliced from 5 exons. NCBI's taxonomy places the organism in Eukaryota, Filasterea, Ministeriida, Capsasporidae.